UGUGAUCAUAAAUUUCAAAAAUAAGUGAACUUCCUGACGGAAAACACAUUUAACGUCAUCAUGGACUUGAAUUCCGAAGAAGAAGAAAUUAGAAAAUUAGAAGAAAAUUUAAAACGGAAAAAAGAAGAUAGACUAAGAAAACGUUUAAAAACGAUUAAUUCUUCGCACUUUGAAGAGAAUGUAUGUUCCUCAAAAAAGCCGACAGAUCUAAUACAAACAGAAGAUACUUCAAACAAACAAGCUUUUGCAUUUCGGAAUAAUCAGCAAACUAGAAAAAGUACCAAAGUAAAUACACACCAGAAGAAGCGGAUUCGUAAAGAAAAGGAUGGAAAAGGAAAUGAAGGUUUUUCGAAAGAGACUUUCGAAAAACGAGGAGGAACUACCGACAAGGGCAAAAAAUACGAAGAUUUGGUUACCGCUAACGUCGCACUACAAACGGUAAGCGACAGUAAAAUAAGAGAUUUCCGCAUUUCUUCGAACGAUAAAAAUUUUGGUGAUUUUGAUGACGUAGUCAUUGAAAUUAAGACAGACAGAGGAAUAAAAACAAAAGCAUUGCAAUUAAAACACAGUAACAAAAAAAGACAAUUAACUACAAAGCAGCUGGCAGGCAAAAAGGGAGACUUUAGUUUAAUCAAAUAUUUCAAAUCUGCUCAACAGGUUCAAGGCGAAGUGCAAGAAUUUAUAUUAUUCACCACAAAUACAUUUAAAACUUCAGAAGAAACGAAAUUUAAACUAGAAGGGGAAGAGUUUUAUGUGAAGGUCAGUAAAAAGACAGUUUCAGGAGAGGAUUUCGACGUUUUAAGAAUUUCUGAAAAUAUAAAUUAUUAUCAUACAUUUCACAUAGUAGAGGACGAAUGGACUAAACAAAAUCCUGAAAAAAUUCGGCAGUACCAAACAUACUUCGAGUGCUUUCGUCUUUACACAACCCAAGAACGUUUUGAAGCUCUUACAAAAUCAACAAUGAAUAAAUUUACUGACAUGUUUUGCUCUUACGAAGAAACUUUCAUGAAGUACGUCGAGGUCAUAUCAGAAUGGAGUAUGCGAGAUGGAAAAAAAGAAAAGCUAAGCAAAAGAAUGAUCCAACGUGUCAUCGCACUUCGUUUGCUUUCUUCUCAGAUUGAACCGUUUGUUUUUGGUUCAGUCACAGACGAAAUGAAAAUACUUCGAGCGGCUAUUUGUCUGUUCGACAUUACGUUGUUGGAAAAAAAAGGCAGCAACGCAGUUAAAAAUUUGUGGGGAGAUUUGAACCAAAACAUUGACCUCAAAGAACUAAACAAAGUUCGAUCACUAUAUUCUCUUUCUUCUAAUUACAUAAGUAGUGUCGAAAAUGUGGAUGCAAAUUUGUUGACACAAUUGUUAUGGCUGAUGGAGAAAUGUCCGCUCAUUGUGAAAGAACACGUCAAUAUGGAGAAAGCUAUUAAGCUCUGUCCAGAUGUAAAAUUUAUUAUACUCGGCGAGGGAAAAUAUGACGAAUGGAUGACAGAACACUCUGUGUUUCAAAACUUGUCCAACUUGGAACAAGAAAUCGAAUUGUAUGAAACAGUAUUGCGAAAACUCACCAUUUCUAUACAAGGCAAAGAACCACGUAAUUUGGUGACUGCUUUCGAAAAAAAUGAAGAAAUUUUCAAGCAUGUUACUGUGGAAAAACUUUUAGAGAUGACAAAUGGUCCAUACUAUAUAGAUGGAAAAAAGGAAGAUUUUCCCAAUCUUUAUAUCGAUAGAUAUUUGUCAGUCAAUAUUAUAAACACUGAAUAUUUAGAACAUGUUGAUCGAAAUACAGUUAUCAUUUUAAAUUGCGAAGGUAAUUCUCAGCAAUUGAAAAUAUCUAAAAAGCAUACUCUAACAGACAUCGAGGGUUUUUUAAGUAAUACAGACCCCAAAAUUUUUGAUAAUUCAAUUUUUAUAAGAAGUGAAAAAAAUUGCAGUGACUCUGAUUUUCAGAAAAUAUGUUCUAAAGGAGCAGCAUUCCACACUGUACACUAUUUUAAAUUUUCCAACGAUCAAAAUUUAGAAUGGAUUGAAAGCAAAGGAUCUGUUAAUGAACUGCGAAAAUAUAAAUUACCUAGUCGUUCCAAAAACGAAAACGAAAUUUGGUCUUCCGAAUUCAGCAACAACAUAAAUCUAAUAACAGCUGACCCAGGAAUGGGCAAAACCGAGUUAACGAAAAGUCUAAAAAACAACUGUUGUGCGAGAUAUUGGACCGUGAUUCUGAGCGCCCAAGAUGUUAUGUCUUUCUUUAAAAAUUCACCAAAGUCUGAAAAAUCAGCAGAAUUACAAUUCGAAACAUUUAUUUUAAACGAAAAAUAUCGAGACCUCGCUGGGUUGGAUCGAGAAUUCUUUACAAUGUGUUUAAAGCAACGAAAUGUGGUUUAUGUAUGGGACGCUCUUGAUGAAAUAUUUACUCAGUAUUUAAAGUGUACUUUAGAUUUCAUUCUUAUGUUAUCAGAAAAAGGUUUCAUUCAGUGGGCUACUGCAAGGCAACAUUUGAGAUCUUCUCUUGAAGAAAAAUUUGAUACCCUGUCAGUGGGUAUCAAUCAGCUCAGCGAAGUCGAGCAAGAGGACUACAUUAAGAAACGUCUUAACAAUUUUAUUAAGCCUGUAGAUAUGAAACUAGUCAUCGACAAAAUUAAAUCCACGUUUGCAUUUACAAAACAUAUAGAUAUAUUGGGAAUCCCUCUUCAAAUUUUUAUGCUUACAGACGUUUUACUUCAAAAUAAGGAAAAAUAUUCAGAGUUAUUACAUAAUAAAUUUCUCCUGACUGACAUGUAUCGUUACUUUAUUGAAGGAAUAUUUAAGUUUUUCUACGAAGGCAAAGUUCCUGUAAACAAUGAUUUUUGGCAAGAAAAAGUGAGGAAGGACAAGGAAGAAAAAUUGAAACAAUAUCAAAAGUUGGCGCUCAAAGUAAUAUUUCCUGAAAGUGUUUUGAAACAAUUAAAUAUAGAUUAUUCGCAAAAGAUAGAUUCUGUUUCUGAAGAUUUCGCAACUGUUGGUAUCGUGACUGGACUACAAAAUGGCAUCCCGCAAUUUGGACAUGCUUCGUUUGCCGAAUAUUUUGUUGCCUUGUAUUUUUCUAGAAAUUUUGAAAUGAUACACAGGGACAUAUUUUUUGAUGCGAAGUAUAAUAACGUACGUUUCUUCUUCGACAUGUUAACUGGCAAAAAUUCACCAAUCCACAUUGCGAUUCUGUAUAGAAAUUUUGAUCAGGUGGAGAACUUUGAGGACGAAAUAAUAAAACGUAAAGAUAAGUGUGGAAGAAGUGCCUUACAUCUCAUUUGUUCUUGGGGUCGAAGACAUAGACGUUUAAAAGUACAAACAAAAUUGAUGGGUUGUGUUAUCGAAGCAAACGAGGAAGUCAUGAAUGCGUCAUUAGAAACGAAGGAAUAUUCUAAAGCGUUAUUGUUUUUGUUAGAUAAAUGUGAAAUAUUAGAACAAGAUUUUUUACAUAAAAUCACACCCUUAGCAUGGGCACGGGAAUGUGAAAGUUUGGGAGCGGAACUGGAAUUAUUGCAACCAUGCAAAUUACAACUGAAAGAUUCGUAUAGUCCAACAGACAGAAUUAAUAUUUUAUUUUUUGCCGCUCUGUACGGAUACGCAGAAGCGUUUAAAAUAUUAUUUUCAUCUUCGAGUAUUUCUAAUAAUGAAGUAAAUUUUAGUGUAGAAUUCGAUGGUAGUACGCCUCUUAUAAUGGCUUCUCAAAAGGGGCAUGUAACAGUUGUAGAGUAUUUAGUCAAACGCAAAGCCAAAAUCAAUCGCGCUGAUAAAUAUGGUCGGACACCGCUUUACGCAGCUUCCUUUCAAGGUCACCAAGAAAUUGUCGAAUUCCUGGUGAAAUACCGGGCCGAAAUCAAUUGCGUUGAUAAAAGUGGUGAGACACCGCUUCACGCUGCUUCUUUUCAAGGUCACGAAAAAAUUGUCGAAUUCCUGGUAAAAUGCGGAGCCGAAAUCAGUCCCGCUGAUAAUGAUGGUCAGACACCGCUUCACGCAGCUUCCUCUCGAGGUCAUGAAAAAAUUGUCGAAUGCCUGGUGAAAUGCGAAGCCGAAAUCAAUCGUGCUGAUAAAUAUGGUCAGACACCGCUUUACGUAGCUUCCUCUCAAGCUUCCUCUCAAGGUCACGAAAAAAUUGUCGAAUGCCUGGUGAAAUACGGAGCCGAAAUCAAUCGCGCAUAUGUUUAUGGUUGGACACCGCUUUACGAAGCUUCCUCUCGAGGUCACGAAAAAAUUGUCGAAUGCCUGGUGAAAUGCGGAGCCGAAAUCAAUCGCGCUGAUAACGAUGGUCGGACACCGCUUUACGUGGCUCCCUCUCGAGGUCACGAAAAAAUUGUCGAAUGCCUGGUGAAAUGUGGAGCCGAAAUCAAUCGCGCUGAUAAUGAUGGUCAGACACCGCUUUACGCAGCUUCCUCUCAAGGUCACAGAAAAAUUGUCGAAUACUUAGUAAAAUGUGGAGCAAAACCUUGCGUUUAA
Messenger RNA from Zophobas morio, 4461 nucleotides. RefSeq lists its product as uncharacterized. Gene Ontology annotation, cellular component: cytoplasm. Bases 61 to 4461 code for a protein of 1466 amino acids. The transcript is spliced from 5 exons. The record is from RefSeq and is a predicted model, not a curated record. Gene Ontology annotation, molecular function: protein binding. Lineage: Eukaryota; Metazoa; Arthropoda; Insecta; Coleoptera; Tenebrionidae.